AUGUUUGCUCGAGAAAAAAUCAGUACAUGUUCGUUUAUUGAAUCCUCUGAAAAGCCACCAUAUGUACGUAGUAUUGACGAUAAUAAGUGGAUUAUAUCUGUAGCUGAAGAUCUUUAUUGUUUAAUGAGAGAUAGCGAUGAAAGUAUGGAUGAAAAUAUGGAUGACAUAGAUAAUGACAAUGAUAAUAUAAUCAUUAAAAAGUUUGCUAUUGUUAAUUUACCAUGCAAAUAUGAAUUAAAUUGUGGUAAAAAAAUACAACUAAAAAACAUGAAAUGUAAACGUAAUUCUGUUAUGGAUUAUUAUUUAAUUAGUAACGGUGAUUAUUUCAAAAGCGAAGAAUUGAUUAAAUUACUGGAUGGUAAUCAAAUAAACGAGUCGCAAUUACUUGCUUUCGUCAAUGAUAAAAAUCAUAUUAACAUAAUAAGCAAAAACUUAUCAAAAAUUCAAUCUGAUCAAAAGAACAUCAAACAAUCACUGGAUUUAAACGUAAUGAAAUUACUUUACAAAAAUACUAAAUUUGAAUUUCUAACAGCAGUUACAUUAAUAAUUAUUCCAGUAUUUGUUGUUAAUUGUGUAAUUAUUAUUCUGUAUGUUAAAUUAUGCUCAAAAAAACUGAUUAUAAUUGUUCCGACGAAAUGA
Messenger RNA from Didymodactylos carnosus, 639 nucleotides. NCBI's taxonomy places the organism in Eukaryota, Metazoa, Rotifera, Eurotatoria, Philodinida, Philodinidae. The record is from the annotation of a GenBank genome assembly.